ACUUUUACCUCUACAACAAUGUCCAUGAACAGUUCAAAACAGCCAGUGUCUCCUGCAGCUGGGCUCCUUUCGAAUACAACUUGCCAGACAGAAAAGCGGCUUUCAGUAUGUUUCUCAAAUAUCUAUAUGACAGUGGGAAUCAUAUCAAACAGCCUUGCCAUUGCUAUUCUCAUGAAGGCAUAUCAGAGGUUUAGACAGAAAUCCAAGGCAUCGUUUUUGCUUUUGGCUAGUGGCCUGGUAAUCACUGAUUUCUUUGGUCACCUAGUCAAUGGAACUAUAGCAGUGUAUGUCUAUGCUUCUGAUAGAGAAUGGAUCCGUUUUGACCAAUCAAACAUUCUUUGCAGUAUUUUUGAUUGCAUGGUAUUCUCUGGUCUGUGCCCAUCUUUUACUGGGCAGUGUGAUGGCCAUUUGAACGAUGUAUUGGAGGUCACCAAACCAAUCUUUCAUUCUACCAAAAUCACAUCCAAACAUGUAAAAUUGGUUUUGAGUGGCAUGUGCUCUUAUUUGCUAUUUUUCAUAGCUCUGUUGCCCAUCCUUGGGCAUCGAGACUAUAAAAGCCAAGCAUCGAGGACCUGGUGUUUCUUCACGAAACAGAAACACAUCAAAGACUGGGAAGACAGAUUUUUUCUCCUACUUUUUUCUUUUCUCUGGGGCUCUUAGCCCCUUGCUGUCUCAUUUUUGUGCAAAUGCUGUUCUAUGGAAUUACACUUUUAAGAGUUAAACUUUAAAAGUCAACACAGACAAGGCAGGUCUCAUCAUUUGGAAAUGGUCAUCCAGCCUGCUAUCAUGUGUGUUUCCUGCAUUUGUUGGAGUCCAUUUAUUGUGACAAUGGCCAACAUUGGAAUAAAUGGAAAUCAUUCUCUAGAAACUUGUGAAACAAUACUUUUUGCUCUUCGAAUGGCCACAUGGAAUCAAAUCUUAGAUCCCUGGGUGUAUAUUCUUCUACGGAAGGCUGUCCUUAAGAAUCUCUACAAGCUUGCCAGACGCUGCUGUGGAGUACAUGUCAUCAGCUUACAUGCUUGGGAACUUAGCUCCAUUAAAAAAUCCUUAAAAGUUGCUGCUAUUUCAGAGUCAUCGGUUGAUGAGAAAGUAACUCAGCAAGUACCUAGUCUAAUGGGACAGUAA
Suncus etruscus (white-toothed pygmy shrew) is the source of this 1125-nucleotide messenger RNA. It is a transcript of the gene PTGFR, whose product is annotated as prostaglandin F receptor. Gene Ontology annotation, biological process: adenylate cyclase-activating G protein-coupled receptor signaling pathway; positive regulation of cytosolic calcium ion concentration; inflammatory response. The record is from RefSeq and is a predicted model, not a curated record. Gene Ontology annotation, cellular component: plasma membrane. Gene Ontology annotation, molecular function: prostaglandin F receptor activity. Lineage: Eukaryota; Metazoa; Chordata; Mammalia; Eulipotyphla; Soricidae.